AUGACUCGAGUCCACACCUCUGGCACUAGGGUCAUCAUACCUCCUAAGCUUCGUUCCAGAGUGCUUGAAUCUCUUCAUGAAGGGCAUUUAGAUGUAGUUAAAAUGAAGAGCUUGGCCAGAAGCUAUAUCUGGUGGCCUGGCAUUGAUUGUGAAAUAGAGGACAUUGCUAAGUCAUGUUCAGGAUGUCAACAAACACAGCGCCAGCCACAAGCAGCUCCCCUACACACCUGGGAGUGGCCCAAGACAGUGUGGCAGCGAAUUCACAUUGACUACGCAGGUCCUUUUCUGGAUAAGAUGUUUCUCAUAGUAGUCGAUGCCUACUCAAAAUGGCCCGAAGUGUUCCCAGUGAAGAAUGCAACAUCAGCAAAGACAAUAGAUGUUCUGCGUACUCUGUUUGCUCGUACAGGACUGCCACAACAAUUGGUAAGCGAUAAUGGAAGUCAGUUUACCUCUGAAGAAUUCCAGUGGUUCACCAAAAAGAAUGGAAUUAAGUACAUCACUACCGUGCCGUUCCAUCCUGCAACAAAUGGGCUCGCCGAGCGAUUCGUGCAAACUUUCAAACAGUCCAUGAAAGCCAUGGCGAGCACCAAAAUGUCCAUAUCAGAGAAACUGGCCAACUUCCUGCUGUCUUACCGCAACACUGACCAUUCCACUACAGGUCAGGCACCUGCCGUUCUUUUUAUGGGGCGAUCUCUCAGGUCACGCCUGGAUCUCUUAAAGCCGGAUCUACACCGGGACAUGUCAAAGAGACUAAGUGGCCAAAUGAAAAAGCAGUCGCCGCCACUACGAACAUUUGAAGUGGGACAAUCAGUGCUUGCCAGGGACUACCGCCAAGGUAAACAGAGAUGGGAAUCUGGUGAGAUUGUCUCUAAAACAGGCCCCCUCACCUACACUGUGGAAGUGUCACCUGGACUGAUCUGGCGCACACAUGUGGAUCAGUUACUGGACAGUACCACCCGACACUCUAACCGAGUCAACACAGAGAGUGGUGCGGAUGGCACCAACGACACUGAGGUGUUCCCAUCUUUUGCAUCAGACACACCACCUGCUACACUGGACACGCCUACUUCAGAGACUGUAAACCCAGCAAUGUCUCCCAGGCCUGUUCCUGAGUCACCAGACCGACGUUAUCCGGACCGGGUCCGACUUCCACCACAAAGAUUAGAUAUGUAG
Messenger RNA from Sardina pilchardus (European sardine), 1173 nucleotides. RefSeq lists its product as uncharacterized. Bases 1 to 1173 code for a protein of 390 amino acids. NCBI's taxonomy places the organism in Eukaryota, Metazoa, Chordata, Actinopteri, Clupeiformes, Clupeidae. The transcript has 2 exons. Gene Ontology annotation, biological process: DNA integration. The record is from RefSeq and is a predicted model, not a curated record. Gene Ontology annotation, molecular function: nucleic acid binding.